CUCUUCAAGUUUUUUAAGUGUGCCGAUUUCAAAAUGUGUUUGAUAGGGUUGUAUUCGUAUAAUGCUAAUACUAACAGGUUCAUGAUGUUAGGAUAUUGUAUCUUGGCAGGCGAAGUUCGUGAACUUGCUUAACAUCAUCGGCAAGAACUAAUUGUCUUGAAGAGAUUCGGUUAGCUGUAUUUUACCUCAAAUUACUUUUCUUAUCACUUUCUCAAGUUAUUACAGUAUUAUGUAUUCAUCUUCCUAUACGUUUAUUUUUCUUCUUCUACUCCACUCUAUUUCCAACAAUCUUAUAUUAAGAAUAUAAAGCUUUUUGAGUGAUCUUAAGGUCGAGAGUUCGCACCUCUUUCACCCCACCAAUUGUUGGAAAAUAGAGAGGAGUAGAAUAAGAAGGAAUAAACAUGCGGGGGAAUGAAUACAUAACACUGUAUGCUGUAACUGGAAAAUUAAUAAUUUGAAAGUCAGUCUUUAGAGGUGAUGUACAACUAAUCGAAUAUCUUUAAAAUGAUUAGUUAUUGCUAAUGGUGCUAAGCAGCUUUACAAAUUUCGUCUUGCAAGAUAUAACAGCUCGAAUUUAUUAGCAACAACAUUGUACAGAUGAGACUCUGUUGAACAUUUAUUGAAAAAUCGGCACACAAACAGAAUUUGAAGAGAGGAGAUGUUGGUGUUUUCGCUUCUCCAUUAAUCCAUCAUAAAUACAAUAGAAACAUCCUAAUUGUCUUUAAGGCAAGACGAAAGAUGUUGGGAAUUUCAAUAAAAGAUUAAAAAACUCCUAAGCAGAUUGUGGAAGCAGCUUAGCAUUCUAAAAACCAGUAAUGUGCAGGACGAUGAGUUGUAUUGCCAAUUUUCACAGAAGAAGGACAAUAGAAGUGUCAUAAAUUGUGUACAACACUCACUUUAGUGUAAAAUGUUUUUUUUUUCGAAUCACCUAAUUACCACACUUAAAUGUCAACUUCAAUCUAAGUUGUCGGAAAUAUGAUGUGACCAUAUUUUAUUAAUUUUCGAUCUUACGUGAGUCGCUAGCGUGUCCAAUUAGCAUAGUUACCCUUAUACGAUGUUGUGUGAUAGGUUAAAAAGUGAUUAAUUCAUUACUAUUUGUUGUAAAAAAAUGAUUAUUUCACUAUCAAUUUCAAUGAAAAAGUGAUCAGUUUAGUCACCUUGCCAAAUUUUUCAAUUUCAGCGAUGUUUUCUUCGAUUUUGACAUGACGAAAAUUUUUACACUAAAGUGAGCGCUGUACACAAGUUAUGGCAUUCUAGCGUCUUAUUCCCAAACUUCACAAAAUGCGCAAAAAGACAAAAGGAGCCUAGCCGCCUACGUCGUAUCGACCGAAUGGAGUAAUUGGCCGGAGCAUGUCGGAAUAAAAGUAGAUUCCGACGAGGUUUCGAAAUAUUCGAAUCUCCAACUCGCACUCGAUAGCCAUCGCCGUCGGAGAUGACUGCGUCGACAGCAUGGCGUUCGCGGCGAGGGUUCUCCGCCCGAUUAGGGCGUCUCUAGCUGCUUCAAGCCCUUCUUCUUCCGCGGCUCUUCCUCGCUCUACACCCCCAGGCAAGCAAAGUUCCGGGUUUCGUUUCCGUCAAAGCAUGCGGCGAUCCUCGGUUUUCGAAGUGAAUUUCGUCUCUGAACUUCGUUUUUUACUAGUGCGUCGUGCCGAGUUCGGGAUUGCGAAGGCCUGGUUUGAGGGGAUUCGGCCUGCGCUACGCGAUCGUCAGGCUCCCCAAUUCAGCUGGAGAUCCAGUUUUCGCACGCUGAGUGGGAGGAGCUUUGGUAGAGCAGGAAGUAAAGUGGGAACAUUUAUCAGUAUUUCGGUUAUAUUUGGAUCACUUCAUCAUUGGCCACACAUUACAUUUUCCCUGGAUGGUGGAGACACUGCGAAAAAUGAUGAACGAGCGGAGAUGUGGGAUGAGCCCAAUCCGGAAGAUAGUCCCAAGGCCUUUUGGGCCCUUGCUAGGAAACUCUGGCUCCCCAUCUUUUUCCUUGUUACUGUAUUGUUGAACUGGGACCAUCCUAUUGAACUUGCAAUGAGAAGUAUUCUAUUCCUUCUCAGCACAAAGCCCAGUCCUUUAUCAGUUUAUCUUCCCAUAGAGAAGCUGUGUAGUCAACCUAUGCAUCAAGAUUCUGACCUAUACAGGCUAAAGUCAUUAUGUGCCAAGAAGGUUGAAGUCCAGGACUAUAAGUUCUUCUGCCUUGCAAAGAUUGAAUCGACUGGUCAGAAAUACAUUUUGGUCGGAAUUCUAGGUGGUUGGUGGCCUUUGCAAUCGUUUCUAUGGGAGGGAGCUCUUUAACUGUGAGAAAUAGAGACCAGAAGAACGGCUGACCAAACAUAGAGAUAUGAAGAGGGAGCAGAAACUUUCCUCUCAAACAUUACAAGCAGAAUUGCCUUCAAGCCGUGUUGGUUUAUGAUGUGGCAUACCCAGAGAAUUGCUUUCAUGUCGGUGAGUUUCAUCGGGAUGAACGCUGCACAGUUCCACUGCACCUGGUGAAGAAUCAAAAUUACUAGUCUAGGGGGGGUAAAUGAAUUAUACAGGAAGCAAAAUUGCGGGCAGUCGAACAUAAUUGAGACAUUUUCCUGAUUAAUUUUUCCAUUGCUUUCCACUUAGUUUUAGUUCCUUUUUGGGGCCUGAAUGAUGUUCAUUCUUUCUAAAAGCCAGUGACCGUCUGAGAUGGUUCUACGAAUUCCGAAUUUAUUUGCACGUUUGGAGAGUUAUUCAUGUAGCCAUGAAAUUUGCUAUCAUGAAAUCAUAACACAAUUGAGAAAUCAUCUACAGAAAAACCGUGAUUUCACUUCA
Molecule: messenger RNA, 2787 nt
Organism: Eucalyptus grandis
Lineage: Eukaryota; Viridiplantae; Streptophyta; Magnoliopsida; Myrtales; Myrtaceae
Exons: 6
Coding region: 1450-2283 (277 amino acids)
Source: RefSeq, a predicted model, not a curated record